AUGGCCCCACAGCCCCGGAGCGGUGUGACAGGGCCCAGGCUGGAGGACGAGACGCAGAAGCGGGAGGACGCAGAGAAGAGCCUGGUUCUGUUCCGCAAGGAUGUGGAUGAUGCUACGCUGUCCCGGCUGGAGUUGGAGCGCAAAGUGGAGCUGCUGAUGGAUGAGAUUGGCUUCCUCAGGAAGCUGCAUGAGGAGGAGCUGCGGGACCUGGAGGUGAGCGCCAUGAGCCCGGCGGUGCCGGUGCAGGUGGAGGUCUGCAAGCCAGAGCUGACGGCUGCGCUGCGGGAGAUCCGCACCCAGUACGAGAGCAUUGCUGUGAAGAACCUCCAAGAAGCUGAGGAGUGGUACAAAUCUAAGUUUGCCGACCUCUCAAAUGCGGCCAACCGCAAUCAUGAGGCACUGCGGCUGGCCAAGCAGGAGAUGAAUGAGUCACGGCGGCAGAUCCAGAGCCUUACGUCUGAGGUGGAUGGGCUGAAGGGCAUGAACGAAGCGCUGCAGCGGCAGAUGCGGGAGAUGGAGGAUGAGUUUGGAGAGGAGAUUGGAAACUACCAGGAUGUGGUGGGGCGGCUGGAGCAGGAGAUCAAGCAGAUGAAGGAGGAGAUGGCAAGGCACCUGCGUGAGUACCAGGACCUGCUGAACGUCAAGAUGGCCCUGGACAUCGAGAUCGCCACGUACCGCAAGCUGCUGGAGGGAGAGGAGAGCCGUGCUGGAGCCGCAGCCUGCAGAGAGCCCAACGCGGAGUAUGGUGCUCAUCAGAACCAUUGAGAUGCGGGAUGGGCAGCGGGUGGUGACGGAGUCACACAAGGAGCGAGCAGAGCCGGGGAAGUGACAGAGAGGACCUGCUGUGCUGGCCCCCAUCCUGCCCUGCCAGACCCUACGGGGCGGCACUAGGGAGGGAGGGGGUUUGCUGGACCCCACUUGCACACUGUGCAGGCUGUGGGGCAGAGCGUGGGGCCAACUGCCUCCAAUCCCCACUGCCAGCCCCGCAGCAUGAUGCUGCCAGACAUCCCUGUGCCUUGUCCUCCUAUUUAUUGCUAUUUAUUGCCUAUUUAUUUUUCUCCUUACUGGAACCAAUAUUUAAUGACUGUCUCCCUCUGCCCCAGCCCCACGGCUGAGGGGGUCCCUCCGCAUGGGUUUGUGGGCACCGGUGGUCCCCAGGCACUGUCCCCUCCCGGAGUCUCUGCCCUGCCUUGGCCCUGUCUCCUCCCAGCCCUGGGCCCUUGGUGUGGGUGGGGGGCAGGAAGGGGUGCAGGGGCCUGGCUGAAGUGGGGGGGAGUGUCUUGAGGUU
Molecule: messenger RNA, 1288 nt
Organism: Calidris pugnax (ruff)
Lineage: Eukaryota; Metazoa; Chordata; Aves; Charadriiformes; Scolopacidae
Gene: PRPH
Product: peripherin
Exons: 8
Coding region: 1-765 (254 amino acids)
Cellular component (GO): type III intermediate filament; axon; plasma membrane
Molecular function (GO): structural molecule activity
Source: RefSeq, a predicted model, not a curated record